UAUAUAUUACAUGCUGUACAUAUGUUUACAUAUAUACCUAUAUAUAUUACAUGAUGUACAUAUGUUUACAUUAUAUGCUGUAAAUAUACUACAUAUUUAUCUGCACUUGUUUAUUUGCACAGUUGCUACUCUUUGCACUUCUGCUACAUGCCAAACUGCAUUUCGUUGCUGUGUACCUGUACUAUGCAAUGACAAAAAUGUUCUAUCUAUCUAUCUAUCUAUCUAUCUAUCUAUCUAUCUAUCUAUCUAUCUAUCUAUCUAUCUAUCUAUCUAAUUAAUUAAUUAAUCCUGGAGUAACCCCCUGUCCUACGCAUUUGUUUGUGCUUUCCCACUAGCACAUUUGAUUAUACUCAACUGUGAUUAAUUGCAAAACAAACCUGACUCUUGAUUUACAUUAUAUCACAUUUAACCUGAUGUUUGCAGCUUCACAGUGCCCCUUGUCUACUUUACCCAAAGUUAUAAUUAUUUCAUGGCUUUAUUUUUCUGUCAUUGGUAUUCAUUGGUUUUUUUUUCUGUCUUGUUUUCUCGUGAUCUCAAUCUCUUGUUACUGUUUGUGUGCUUUUUUUUUUUUUUGCAUGUUCUUCCCAUGUUCGAACUAGUCGAACUGGAAACUCUAGAUUGACCCUAAGUGCAAAUGUGUAUGCAUGGUGCCCUGUUAUUGACUAGAUACCCAUUUAGGGUGUACUCUUGCCAUAUAUGGCCAGGAUUAAGAGGUUACCCGAGAUAAAUGAAUGAAUGAAUAAAUAAAUAUAUUUUGCCUGUUAUUUUGUAAGGUGCCAACCCUAACCCUAACCCUGUUGGUAGACCAGUUCUAGUUCUGGCUUUGGAUCAGGACUCCAGUCCUCUUAGGGGCGCCUCUAUCCACAUUACUGCGUUUCUACAGUUCCUCACUGCUAUGAAGGAGAAAAUGAAGGCGCUUUAAAAAACGAGCAGGCAGAGAUGAAACAUGACAGAGUUAGCGUUUCUGGAUGAGCAUGUCUCUCGCACAGCGAGUUCUCCUCACUUGGAUCUUCAGCCUCGUCUUCCUCAUCAUGCUGGUCCUCAAGUUGGAUGAUAAAAUUCAAUGGAACUGGUUUCUCGUCUUUCUUCCUGUCUGGGCCUUCGACACCAUUCUCCUGCUCAUGCUCAUUGUGAAAAUGGCUGGCCGCUGUAAGCCAGGUUUUGACCCUCGCAACGCAGCUGACAACCUGAAGAAGCGAGUUUGGUAUCUUGUGGCCAUUUUGUUAAAGCUUGCCUUUAGUCUGUUAUUGUGUGCAAAGCUGGAACAUCUGACCCAGAUAUUUCUGAGUUUCAUUUGUAUCCCUCUGUGGGCUCUUCUUAUCGGUGCAAUGGUGGAGCUCGGCUACAACGUCUUCCACUUCUGAAGAGACUGACAGGAAGACGUUGAUUGACUCAGAAGGAAAUUGUAAAUAUAAUUUGUGUACUAUAUAACAAAAUUAUUUAUAAGUAUCUAUGUGGAUUAGAACUACAGCUAUUCGUAAAGUCUGAAAAGCCUCACUACUGGACAUAUUGAUGGUUUUUGUUGUGGGUAUCAGGUAGCAGGUCCUACAUGCCUACAUUUUUUUUUUUUAAUCUGUCUUUUUGGGUUCCACAGUUUCCUCUUUACCCCAAAUGCAGGUGAUCAUCCAAGACUCAUUUGAUAUCUGAUACGGUUUGCACUGGAUUUGUAAGACAUUGGCUAACAAGUAGAAUAACUUUAUAGCUACCAGUGUAGCAUUACACACAUCAUAAUUAAAAUAUUUAAAACACCUUCUAUACACAAAAUAGCACACCCACAAAUAAAACUGAAUUUGUAGUAUCACCUGAAUGACUACUACUUUUUAAUUCUGUAUUUUAGGAUUGCUUAACUGGCUUUGUCACAGCAAGCAUAUCAAUGGAGCUACAUGGCCUUGAAUAUCAAACAUUUCUUGGGUGAAUGAUUAUAUUUGGGAUAAAAAGGAGAAACUGGAUAUUUUAUUUUUGGCUUCAAAGUAUGUUUAGAGAUUUCUUCAUACAGACAUUACAUUGAAUUUUGGGUAUUGUAUUUUCAUUUUUAAAAUAUUUGUGCAAUUAUUGCAUCCACACCGUAAAAGAGAUUUCAGCGGAUGCUCUUCAUGCACAAUAGAAAAUGCUUGUCUCCCAGCAGAAGCAUAUUACUUUUAAUGAUUUAUAUUAAUGUGCAAUAAACAAACAUUAUUUAUUGCAGAUGUGUUAUCAUUAAAGAACCAGAAACCACAGCUUAAAUAAAAUAAAAUUUGCAAAGUUAGUUAACACCUGUAUUAACUGAAUUUUGUGUAAAUAAUACGUACUCCUAUGUUAGGAAAAGUUCAUUCAGAUCCAUUUCCAUUAUUUCCAUAAAUGUUUCCAUUAUUAUGUGUGUUACAAAAGUAAAAGUCAUUACUCAGUUUUCUGUUCUGAAGACAUUUUUGUGUCUAAAAAUUUCAUAUUACAUCUUUACUUCUAACAGUUUCCAAACUCAGACACUGGAGACUUCCAAAUAAAAACUAUUAGUAAUUAAUUAAUUAAUAUUAAUGUAAUCUACAUUGACAUAAAAUGUUAACUGUAUUUGAAAAACUCUGGUUUAAGAAGUACCCACUGCAGAAAUAUUCCAAAUACAGGUCUAGUCUCCAGAUACAGUUUGAUUCACUAUGAUUAAUACAGAAGACAGGUAGACAGACAACCUAAGAUAAUGAUGCACAAUCCAGUCCAACCAUGUAAACCAAACAGUUGAGGGUCUUGCUCAGGAGACCAACGGUGGUUCUUUGCUAAUGAAAUUCCAUAAGUAGAUUGUGGGUACUUUCUCAAUGACUGAUUUCAGCUCACAAAUUCUUAUUCAGUGACACAAAGCCUUGCUCGUUGAGCCAUCACCCCCAGUGAGACAACUUUCUGCUGUCAAAAUUAGCUCUGACACUAAAAACCUGCUGGUAUGAAUUUGAAGGUUUAGUUAUGUUGGUGCUUUAGAAGGUCAAGUUACUUUACAUAACCACAAUUGAAAAGUUAAAUACACAGAGACGAUGAUGAUGAAAUAUUCUUUCCUUUUUUUUCUUCUUUUUUUUUUUUUUUUGCUCUAUGACUUUAUCUAUGAUGAUGUUUUGGUGAUGUGUGUAGAUCAUGAAUUAUUUGUUCUCGAAGCCAGAAUUAAAACAUUUAAAACUGUCCAGGCUUCUUGUUAUUUUUACUCCCUGUGUCAGAAAACCUCUACUUUAUUACUAUGUAAUGGUCCAGCUGUCUAACUGGUAGGAACUGGUGGAUGCAGAAUUUUCCCCCA
Tachysurus vachellii is the source of this 3247-nucleotide messenger RNA. RefSeq names its product transmembrane protein 60 (gene tmem60). The transcript has 2 exons. Bases 969 to 1364 code for a protein of 131 amino acids. NCBI's taxonomy places the organism in Eukaryota, Metazoa, Chordata, Actinopteri, Siluriformes, Bagridae. The record is from RefSeq and is a predicted model, not a curated record.